AUGAAUUCUUUCGAAUUUCAUUGGUCCUUUCUGUUUGUUUUUAUUUUGCUUGCUUUUAGUUUUAUUCUCCCCUGUUAUCGUAUUAUACCAUCCUCUAUAUCUCUCUCUCUUUCUCUUUCUCUCUUUUUCUCUCUUUCUCUCUCUCUUUCUCUCUCUCUUUCUCUCUCUCUUUCUCUCUCUUUCUCUCUCUCUUUCUUUCUUUCUUUCUUUCUUUCUCUCUCUCUUUCUCUUCUUUCUCUCUCUCUUUUCUCUUCUCUCUCUCUCUCUCUCUUUCUCUUUUCUUUUUCUUUCUCUUUCUCUUCUCUCUCUUUUCUCUUUCUUCUCUUUCUCUCUCUCUUUCUCUUUCUCACUUUUUCUCUCUUUCUCUCUUCUUUCUCUCUUUCUUUUUUCUCUCUUUCUUUUCUUUCUUUUCUCUCUCUCUCUCUCUCUUAUCUUCAUUUUACACCUUGCCUAUUUUCUCAUUUCUCUCUAUUUCUUUUCUGUCUUUUCUUUUUUUCAAGUGUUUAUUUUGCCAUUUUUUAA
Acanthosepion pharaonis is the source of this 522-nucleotide messenger RNA. The record is from the annotation of a GenBank genome assembly. NCBI's taxonomy places the organism in Eukaryota, Metazoa, Mollusca, Cephalopoda, Sepiida, Sepiidae.